AUGAAGGUCACCAAGCCCGCGUGGGUUGAGCACUCGACGGGUGACAAGAAUACCCGGAGCCCGAUCUACUCCAUCGCCGUCCAUCCCGACGGCACGCGUCUCGCGACUGGCGGACAAGAUAACAAGGUCAAGAUCUGGAACACGCUGCCCAUCCUCAGCGAAGAGGCUGCUGCCAACGAACUGAACCACAAGCUGCUGUGCACCAUGUCUGCGCACACCGGUCCCGUUCUCACGGUACGCUGGGCACACCAUGGUCGCUUCCUUGCCAGUGGCAGCGACGACUCGGUGCUCUUGAUCUGGGACAUAGACCCCGCGGGUGGCGGGCGCGUUUUCGGAUCUGAAGAAGUCAACGUCGAAAACUGGAAGGCGCUACGUCGCCUCGUGGGGCACAUUGCGGACGUGGUCGACUGCGCGUGGUCGCGUGACGACACCAUGCUCGCUUCCGUCGGCCUCGACUCGAAGAUCAUCAUCUGGGACUGCACGAACAACUUUGAACGCAUGAUCACUAUCGACGCGCACGACACGUUUGUCAAGGGCGUUACGUGGGACCCCGUCGGCAACUUCCUCGCCACACAGUCGGACGACAAGUCGGUGCGCAUCUGGAACACAGACAACUGGCAGUGUGUGGAGAAGGUAUCGAAGCCGUUCGAGCUGUCACCAUCCUCGACGUUCUUCCGCCGCCUCAGCUGGUCGCCUGACGGCGCGUUCAUCGCUACGUCCAACGCCAUGAACGGCCCUGUCUUCGUCGCUGCAGUUAUUGAGCGCGAGGGGUGGCAGUCGGACAUCUCGUUCGUUGGCCAUGAGAAUACCGUCCAGGUUGCGGCCUUCAACCCUCGCCUGUUCUUCCGCAUCGGCGACGAGGCAAGCCGCGUCAACGCAUCGUGCAUGGUAGCCCUUGGUGCGGACGAUUUCACCGUCUCGAUCUGGCGCAACACCAUGCACAAGCCCUUGGCUGUCAUCCGCGAUAUAUUUAACAGAGCUAUUUUGGACCUGUGCUGGUCGAAUGACGGACUGGUUCUCUACGGCUGCUCGGCGGAUGGGACGGCAAUGGCGAUCUCCUUCCGUCCUGAGGAGUUCCCCGAAUUGGGUCAGCCGGAGAUGACCCAGAUGAUACUCGACGAGUACAACUUCAAACCGGCACGCAAGCGUAAAGCGCUCACCUUGGGUCCCUCCUCGAGCUUCGCGGCGCCAGCGCCAGGCGGCGAGGAGAAGGUCAACAUGCUCCAGCCGCGCAAGGGCAAGCCCAAGCCUCGUAAGAUCAACUUACAGGGCACAAUGACAGGCGGCGCCAUGGCUGCCAAUGGGCGCUCCUCGUCAUCGAUGAGCAUUGGGGGAGGAGGCGGACGCGCCCCACUCCAGCGCCCCGAGGAGGGCAAUGGCAGGUCACCACAAAGGCCAGUAUUGCACACAGAGCCGCGCGGCGGUGCGCUAGACGCGUUUGCGCGCGCUGCUGACCAGCCAUUGAGUAUGAGCAGCGGCUCCGCCGCUACGGCGCGCAUGCUGGAAGGUGCACGAGGCAUGUUCGAGGACCGCGACCGGUCACGCCGAGACAUGUACGACGACCGGGGUUCGCACGCUGGCGCUGGCGAGAAGCGCAAGGUGAGCCUGGACACGGAAGACGACUACGAGCGGCCCGCCAAGGGACGGAGUCUCGGUGCGUCGCGACCACUGCCUCCUGUGCAGGAGAUUCGCGCACCUUUGGUCGCCAUCUCCGGCGGCAACGUUGGCGGCGGUGUCAAGCCACUGCCCGUUCCCCGUGUUCAAACAGGCCUCCAGACCAACCAGGAGGACGGUCACGGCUCGUUCAAGGCCGAGAACGUUGGAGCGACGCAAGAAUACUCGGUUACCUUCUCGCACGGCGGCGAGGAUCGCUGGAAGUACUUCAUUCCCUCUCCUGCCAUUCUCAUCACCGCGACGUCGCAGUUUUGCGCCGUGGCAUGUCAGGACGGUACGGUGUACACCUACUCGACGGGUGGGAGACAGCUCGACAACUUCAGGCUCUCCCUCCCUGCCUCGGACAUUGUGGGCUGCGAUGGGCGCCUACUGAUCCUGGCUGCGGACGGGGAGCUGCGCGUGAUCGAGGUGAAAAACCGGCGCAAGUUCGUCCCUCCAACGCCGGUGCGCCACCUCGUCCCUGACGUAGCUGAGGGCGACAUGCCACCCGUCGAGGCCUUCCUGCGCCCGAACGGGACACCCGUCCUCGUCACCUCGGAGCCAGCUGCCUGGGCGUUCGACCGCGAGAUGGGCGUGUGGAGCCAGAUCGCUGCUUCGUGGUGGUCCGCCUCGCCAUUAAACGAGCACGAAGGCCGGACACGCAACGGGCGCUCCGUGCCGAACGGCCCACUGGCUGAGAUCGAGGCCAAGGUUGCCGCUAUGCGCAGCGUUGCACCGCCCGACUCCAAACCCAACUGGUGGAACGAGUCCAUGGCGUGUGGACAUUACGAGACACGCCUGCGGGGUGCACGGCUGCUAGGGUCAAAGGACGAGUACCGCCACUGGCUGAAGGAGUACGCCAAGUACCUCGCCGACGAGUCUUUCCGCGAGCGCGCCGAAGACGUGCUCGCCGAGCUUAUGGGCCCGAUCUUCCACCUCGAGGGCCGGUCGAUCGACUGGAUUCCGCGGAUGAUGGGCACGCACAAGCACGACUUUGCGAAGGACUUCCUGAGCGUGCUGCGCCACACACCAGCUUUGAAGGGCAUGGCGGAGGACAAGCUUCAGCUCCUCAAGAGCAUCCAGCAAGCUGGCUCGCGAUGGGGCCGUGACGAUUAG
Molecule: messenger RNA, 2769 nt
Organism: Cutaneotrichosporon cavernicola
Lineage: Eukaryota; Fungi; Basidiomycota; Tremellomycetes; Trichosporonales; Trichosporonaceae
Gene: HIR1
Exons: 9
Coding region: 1-2769 (922 amino acids)
Biological process (GO): chromatin remodeling; regulation of DNA-templated transcription; DNA-templated transcription
Cellular component (GO): chromatin; HIR complex; nucleus
Molecular function (GO): nucleosome binding; protein binding
Source: RefSeq, a predicted model, not a curated record